CUGGAGCCGGCUCGGCGCUCUGCCGGCCGCCCUGCGCACGGCGCUUGCAUCGCAUUCUAUUUCCCGGCGUUAUCAUCAUGUCGACCGCUAUGAACUUCGGGACCAAGAGCUUCCAGCCGCGGCCCCCUGACAAGGGCAGCUUUCCGCUGGAUCACUUCGGUGAAUGUAAAAGCUUUAAAGAGAAAUUCAUGAAGUGCCUUCGUGACAAUAAGUUUGAAAAUGCUCUAUGCAGGAAUGAAUCAAAAGAAUAUUUAGAGUGCAGAAUGGAAAGGCAACUGAUGGCUCGAGAACCACUGGGAAAACUGGGAUUUGGAGAUUUGGUAGAUGGACAGUCAGAGGCUAAGAGUAAAUUUUGAUGAAUGAGGACCAUUGGCCAUCAGGAAGCCUUUUGCUGAGCCAUGGGCCCCUUGAACUCGCCCUGAAGCCACAUGAAGGUGCCUCUCUGUGGGUGUGGCCUAUAACCAGGGACCUGGCUUGACUUCUGAAGCUCCCAAAUCAUUUUCAUUAAUUGCCAUUCUUUUUAAAUUCUCAUUUUCCCACAAGGAAGUGUGUAAUCUGUCAAUCCGCAUGCAGCACAGGGUCCCUGGGAGGCAUUCAGCAGUGGGGAAGAGCUCUGGAGUGGUGUCCUGCCUAGGGCACCUCCACACUGUGCUGCUGUGAGCAGCUUUCCCAGGGGCCUGCUCAGCAUGCGGAUUUCAGUCUCUUACAGAGAUCGUCAGAGGAUAACCGAUCCCCAGCAGUACAGAUUUCAGUCUCUUACACACACAGAUCGUCAGAGGAUAACCGAUCCCCAGCAGUACAGAUUUCAGUCUCUUACACACACAGAUCGUCAGAGGAUAACCGAUCCCUAGCAGAACACUUCCUAUUUUAUAUGCAGUUAUGCAUGCCAGUCUGGGUUUGUUUGUUUUGUUUUUCCUUUUUCUUUACAGAUCUAGAAUAUAAAAUAAGAAGUGAGAAAUUAUUUGGUUUUUGACCUACUGGGCUCUUUUCUUUUUCCCCCAUAUUAGGGAUUGAAUCCUUGGAUGCUUUACCACUAAGCUGCAUCCCAUCCCUUUUUAUUUUGAGACAGGGUCCCACUCUGUAGUUCAGGCUGUUCUUGAACUCACUUGUAGCCCAGCCUGGCCUUGACCUUGCAGUGAUCCUCCUGCCUCAGCCUCUCCAGUGCUAGAAUUGCAGGCAUGCACCACCAUGCCUGGCUUGAUUAUUUUUUUUAAUGCCUAGCACCAAGUAGCUUUAUAAUCAAAGGUCAUUUUCUGAUUCAUAUCAGGCUAUAUUUAUAAAACUAGACAUUUAGUUUCAAUAACUCAUUUUCAUACCUCUGAAGGCUAGAAUAUUGAGUAUAGUUCCACCCAUGUUGUCUUCUAGGUUUUUAUGCUGUAAUAGCACCCAGUCUUAGCUCCCAGCCAGCACUGGCUCAGGGCCCCUGUGUGCAGGGGCGUCGUCUGGUAGCAUCGUGUUCAGUAAGCAAGCCUCUUCAGUCCAGGCAGGCUUACGAGUUGCUUGUGGAGUUUAAACAUUAUAGCUGUCUGUUGGCCAGGCAGAAUAUUGCAGGUUGGUUUGCUCUGUCUCAGGAUUCAAAGCCACAAGCAGAGAUUUGGGUCUGUGUGGCCUCUGAUUUGUCCUGCUUCCUGGCGCUAUUGGAAUGGGAUGUCCCACAGGCCGCUUUACAUGGCUCUCAACACAAAAAGAGGAGAUACUUACUCCACAUAGGAAAUCUGUGUUUCACAUAGACAAUUCUGAGACUGCAUACUAGGGUCGAAAAAUUAGAAAUCCAUUAUGGAUGAUGAGAACCCGCUAUAUCGAACUGGUGGCUUUUCUGGUGUAAAAGUAGCCCAAUACAGAAAUAGGUAUAGGUGUCUGUGAGUGUGCACAGAAAUGUCCCCAGCCUCGUGUGCCCAGGGCCUGGGAGCUGUGAUGGCCAGCCUCGGACUCUGGGUUCUCAUACUAUUCUUUAACAGAAGGAACUGGGUCCUGGCUGAAGCCAGGGCCAGCAAAAGGACAAAGGACGGGAUUGGGGAAGGGACAUAGGAGGCAACAGAGCUCCUGGUGGCCAAAGCCAAGACAGAGCAAAAAGGUGAUGGCUGAAAUAUUGUGGCCCACUGCACACAUUGGUAUCCAUGGGCCCAUGUGGGUAGAAGUCACUGGUAAGUGGUCAUAGGGGAAGGGACAGCUCUUCCUUACUAGCUAGGGGUGUGGCUGGUGUAGAAGAGAUGCUAGGCACCGUGUCUGACAGUGCAGUCAUAAUGGCUGCAGAUGAGAGCCAUCAGUGGGCCCUGAAGCGAGUGGCAAAGUAUCAUGCAAAAUGACUGAAGAAACCUCCACUCAGGCGCUUGGCGAUCACAAGGGAAUGACAGUGGCAUGCAGGGGGGAUCACUUUAGCCAUGUAGUCAUCAACAGGGAUGCAGUCCACUUUCAGUCCCCCCCCCCUUGGUCUGGCUUACAACACUUUGGGAGGGGAGCUGGGGCCACAUGGAAGAACAGCCCAGGGCUGUCUUGGUACACUUAAUCCUCAGCCCCAGCACCCCAGCCCUCUGCCGGCCUUGUCCACCUUCCUCCAGGAGCAGGUCGAUUCCUCUGUGAAGUCUCCUGUGCUCGUUUGCUGUUGCUGCACUGGCUACUGCAAAGUCAGUGGCUUCAGGCAGCACAGACGUGUCUUUUUCUAGAAUUCAGACAUCUAAUGGUGCAGGGGUCUUGUCCCUACAGAAGGCUCUGGGAGAAUCCAUUGCCUCAUCACCAGCUUCUAGAGGCUGAGCACAUUCCUCAAUGGUGAUCCUUCCUCCAGACACAGCAUUGUUUCUGGGGCGGCUUGACCCACACAUACAGCCAGAAUCCAGAGGGGACACCAGGCCCAGCUGGAGGGCAGUAUUACCAGACAUUUGCCCAUGGUUGCCAGUGUCGAGCAUCAAGGUCACAGAGGACAGGGCCUGUGACAGCCAAGCAGAUAAGGACAUAGGACUUGGCGCCCUGUGGGUCCUGGCAAGGAAAGGACACCGGGACAGGCUCAGAUGAUGAGCCUACAGGUCAGCAGCCAGUGUGAUGCCAGGUCCACCUGCUUUGACACUCGGAGGUUAUGUCUGGGUCACCAAGGGAGCCAGACACAGCCUGUUCCACCUGUGCAGUUUUUGGAAUUUCAGAUUAUUUUGAAAUAAAGUUUUCAUAUGACACUGUAAA
Messenger RNA from Cavia porcellus (domestic guinea pig), 3171 nucleotides. Its product is annotated as cytochrome c oxidase assembly protein COX19. NCBI's taxonomy places the organism in Eukaryota, Metazoa, Chordata, Mammalia, Rodentia, Caviidae. Gene Ontology annotation, biological process: mitochondrial respiratory chain complex IV assembly. Gene Ontology annotation, cellular component: mitochondrial intermembrane space. The coding region runs from base 78 to 356 and encodes 92 amino acids. The record is from RefSeq and is a predicted model, not a curated record. The transcript is spliced from 3 exons.